Molecule: messenger RNA, 2200 nt
Organism: Astyanax mexicanus (Mexican tetra)
Lineage: Eukaryota; Metazoa; Chordata; Actinopteri; Characiformes; Acestrorhamphidae
Product: transmembrane protein 255B
Exons: 9
Coding region: 43-966 (307 amino acids)
Source: RefSeq, a predicted model, not a curated record
GUUCACACACAGCCCCCACACAACACCAGCAGCAGCAGCAGCAUGAAGCAGAGCAGCAGAACACACCGCAACACACACACCACCACCGAUGUGGGGAGGAUGAAGAGGAGGAAGGCUCUGCAGCUGGUCUCGGGCAUGCUCAGUCUGUCUCUGCUCAUCGUCGCUCUGGGUAUCUACACCAGCACUCGCACUGAGAGCCUGAGCAUCACUGGAUACGCUUCAGGAGCUAUCUUGGCGUUCGGAUCCUUUCUGGGAGUGCUCGGACUGUGCUUGGAGGAAAACCGUAAACAGCUGCUCAUUGCAGCCAUCGUAUUCCUGAGUGUGGGGAUCCUGACCAGUUUCCUGUGUCUAAUAGUGGAUGGAGUCUUCAUCCUGCUUAACAUUGAUAUGCGUCCAAUGAAGGCUGGAAGAUGUCAGUUCUACACCAGUGGAAAUAGCUACAUCUAUGAGAACUACUACGCCACAGUGCCAUGCCAGGGUCUGACUGAGUCCUGCAGCUUGAAGGUUCGCAGUGGUACCUGCUACUGCUGUGACCUUUACGACUGUGCAAAUGGGGGAUACCUCAACAACUACUAUGAGUUUGUUGGGGUGCGGAGCUGCGAGGACAUCCUUAAUCUGUACAUCCUGAUCUGGGUCCUAACUCUGCUAAACCUGCUGGCCUUCAUCCUCGCAAUCAUGACCACUGCUGUACUGGGAAGCAUCAAGGACCUGAAGAACCCGGGGUCUUCACUUCCACUGUCCUACGACAGCAGCAUCAUCUCCUCCCCCACCGCUCCCCUGCUCACAGACCACAACACACACACCACCCAGCAGAUCUACCCGAAGGCUUCGCUCUACGUGAGUCCAGCAGAUUCGGGAGCGCCGGUGGUCGAUUCUCAGGGCGGACGUUUGGAGAACCAAGUGAACCCGGAGCCCAACCCUCCACCGUUCGCCCCGCUGUACGACCUGCUGCCGUACAAGCGCUAAAGCUAACCAGCUGUUCUGUAAACACUAACGCUGCACAACCACCUGCAACAUAUCCGUCAACGCCUAGCCUACAACCUACAGCCUACAGACUGGAGCACGAACCACUCAAACAGGCCUCAAGUACUUGGAGAACUGUGGUGUUGUCACAUCCCAGCUAAUGAUUUUUGUUUAGUAGAAGGUUUUAUGAACACUGUAAACCAUUCCUGUAUUUUUAUUUUUUUUAUUUGAUCCCAUUUUUUCUCCAAUUAACGAGGCCAAUUACCCAACCCACUCAUUAAGACUCCCACUAUCGAUACUGAUGCUGAGGGUGGAGGGUGAAGACUAGCACAUGCCUCCUCCGAUAUGUGUGAAGUCAGACACCGCCUCUUUUGGAAUGAUGCAUCACAGUGCGCUUGGAGGAAAGCGCAUCGACUUGGAGUAACGUCUGGAGUGAUGAGGGGAAAAAGCAACAUCUACCCACACAGAGAGAGCAAGGCCAAUUGUGCUCUCACAGGGCUCCGGCAGCUGAGAGAGCAACCAGAGAGUUGGCAAAAGUGGUAGGGGCAAAUUCCCAUAUUAUAGUGGACUUUGCAACUGGGGUGUUGGCACAUGCGGUUUAGGCUGAUUUUUAUAUUAUACUCAGCAAAAUGGGGUGAUAACACAAGCAGCUUGGGCUGAUUUCUAUAUUAUAUAUUAUAGACAGUGACCGGGGUGUUGGAACGAGCCACUUGGGCAGAUUCCCAUAUUAUACUCAGCAACCAUGGUGAUGACAGAAGCCAAUUGUCAUAUUAUAUUCAGAAAAUGGGGGUGUUGGCACAUGCAGCACUUAACCCAGAUAAUUUGAGCCAGAAUCAAGCCUAGAUUCAAACAUGAGCUGGGCAGAUACAGUUUAAGUGGUAUUGAGUGGUAUUUGGAGUGAUUUUUGCUAAAGUAUACAUAGUAUAAUAUUACUUUCAAACAUUUAAAUUUCCUUCAAAUCCAGGUACUUAUGGUUUUGCACAGUUUAGUUGAUUAGGUACCACUUUAAAAUAAGACUACCUUUAUAAAGGGUUUAUAAAUGGUUUACAAUUAGUUUAUUAAUGGUUACUAAUUAGGUUGUAAAUGCCUUAAAAAUCAUUAAUAAUCAGUUAUAACACAUACGUAGAAAAAGCUACAAUAUAGAUGGCUGUGGGUUCACUAUUUGGCAAACAACAGGUCAUUGUUGCCCUUUCUACAUAUGUGUUAUAACUGAUUUUUAAUGAUUUUAAGGUAUUUA